AUGGGUGCUUUGCUGUCUCUACCGCUCAUGGCGGUGCCAAGCAUAGGCACAAUGGCAGGCUUCGCUGCUAGCUGCUGCGGUGCGGCAACGUGUUCUGCUGUAUGCAGCGCUUGUGGGAAGUGUGGCAACAGUGUCGCUACUCGCAUUGGCUACGCCCUAAUCCUCCUCGUUAACUCCAUUCUUUCCUGGAUCAUGCUUACUCCUUGGGCGAUAAAAAAGUUGGAACAUCUUAUGCUUGACUACGUUAAAAUUGGGUGUCCUACCGGCAACUGCUACGGCUGGAUGGCCGUCCACCGCUUCAACUUCGCUCUCGGCCUCUUCCACCUCAUCUUCGCGGGUCUUCUUUUCGGCGUUUCAUCCUCCAAGAACCCGCGCGCAGCUAUUCAGAAUGGAUACUGGGGACCCAAAAUUAUUGCAUGGUUGGCCCUCAUCGUGCUCUCGUUCUUGAUCCCCGAUGAGUUCUUCCAGUUCUGGGGGUCUUAUAUCGCCCAGGUUGGCGGUAUGCUUUUUCUUAUUCUCGGUCUCAUCCUGUUGGUUGACCUUGCCCACAACUGGGCCGAGUACUGCCUUGAGCAGAUUGAAGAGACAGACUCCAAGGUCUGGCGGACAGUGCUUAUUGGAUCUACCUUGGGCAUGUACUUGGCCUCGCUUGCUAUGACUAUUGUCCAGUACAUUUUCUUUGCCAGAGGAGGUUGCACUAUGAACCAGGCAGCUAUUACCAUCAAUCUUUUACUCUGGAUUGGGAUUUCCUUCAUUUCCGUUCACCCUACUGUCCAGGAAUACAACCCCAAGGCCGGUCUUGCUCAAGGCGCCAUGGUCGCCGUCUACUGCACUUACCUUACCAUGUCAGCUGUGUCCAUGGAGCCUGACGACAAACAGUGCAACCCCCUGAUUCGAGCGCAGGGCACCCGCACAACGUCAAUCGUUAUCGGCGCCAUCGUUACUAUGCUCACAAUUGCCUACACCACAACACGGGCCGCGACACAAAGUCUGGGCCUAGGCUCUUCCGGCGGAAUCCGUCUUCCGGAAGAAGACGAACACGACCUUGUCACCCAGCAACCCAACGCUCACAAACAGAUGCGGGCAGAAGCACUGCGUCGAGCUGUGGAAGAGGGUAGUUUGCCUGCUGAUGCGUUGCUCUCUGACGAUGAAAGCGAUGCCGGUGGCAAUCAAACGCCUGGCGAUGACGAGCGCACCAGAACCCAGUACAACUAUAGCGUCUUUCAUGUCAUCUUCUUCCUGGCCACAACCUGGAUUGCUACGUUGCUUACACAGAGUUGGGAUGACCAUAAUGACGGCAACUUCGCCCCUGUCGGCCGAUCUUACUGGGCCAGCUGGGUCAAGAUUGUGAGUGCUUGGGUUUGCUACGCCAUGUAUGCUUGGACUUUGGUGGCGCCUGUAAUUUUGCCAGACCGCUUCGAUUUUUCCUAA
Molecule: messenger RNA, 1431 nt
Organism: Colletotrichum truncatum
Lineage: Eukaryota; Fungi; Ascomycota; Sordariomycetes; Glomerellales; Glomerellaceae
Cellular component (GO): membrane
Source: RefSeq, a predicted model, not a curated record